AUGCCAAAUUUGUUUAUUGCUCUACUAGGCUAUUGCCUGGAGGUUUUUAAAAGGAACAAAUUAGUUAGUGACAUUUUAUUGUUUUAUACGAUAAUUUGGCAUAAAAACGAUAAGGAAGUUAUCAUUCCUGAAGGAUCAUAUGAAAUACAAGACAUAGAAAAGUAUCUGAAACGCAUAAUUUUCCAAUCUCGUUCCAAUGAUGCUGCGGCGAAGAAUGCAAAGACCGGUGAAAACGAGAAGAAUAAGGGCUCGUUGACUAUUCGCGCCAACAACAACACGCUGAAAAAUGAGAUAAAGUGCUUUUAUAUAAAUAAUAAAUUUCACCAACCUAACAACAUUGGAUCGUUGUUGGGAUUUUCAACGAAUCGUAUCCUGGAGUCGCAACAGUGGCAUGAAUCAGACACACCGAUAAAUAUCAUCAACGUAAACAUCAUUCGCAUCGAGUGCAACGUGACUACUGGUGCGUACAGUAACGAGACGAGCGUGCACACGAUACAUGAGUUUUCAUCGAACGUACCGCCAGGAUAUAAGAUCUCAGAAACACCGAAACAGAUCAUUUACCUUCCGAUCAUCGUGUUGGCGGUAGACGACUCGUUUCCUCCGCGCACCGGCACAACGACACUUCAAGUCAACGUGCUGGACGCGAACGAUCACGCGCCCAGCUUCGAGGGGCCAGAAUAUGACGCGUCGGUACGCGAAGGUGUUCCCGUAGGCUCCACCGUGAUUACAGUCAAGGCUACGGAUCAGGAUGCCAACAGAAACGCUGAAGUGGAGUACUCUAUUGUCUCCAUUACGGCAGGUGGUAGCACCACGCAUACGGAGGAUGCAGCGACUUUCAGAAUCGACUCCAGAUCCGGUGUGGUCACCACGCGAACUGCGCUCGACCGCGAGCAAACUGAGAUUUACACGGUGAUUCUCAGCGUUACGGAUCAAGCAACACCACCGUCGGCGCGACGCAGCGCGAACGCCACCCUGGUGGUACGUGUGCUGGACGACAACGACAACUACCCGCAGUUCACCGAGCGCACGUACUCGGCGGCCGUGCCGGAGGACCUGGACUACACGACCAACCCGGUGAUAGCUCACAUCCAGGCGACGGACGCGGACGCCGGCGCCAACGCGGUCGUCCGCUACGCCAUCAUCGGCGGCAACACGCAGAACACCUUCUCGAUCGACUCGAUGAACGGCUACGUGACCCUGGUCAAGCCGCUCGACUACGAGUCCACCAGGAGCUACAAGAUCGUCAUACGCGCCCAGGACGGCGGCUCGCCGGCGCGUUCCAACACCACCCAGCUGCUCGUGAUGGUCAGGGACGUGAACGACAACGCGCCGAGGUUCUACACCAGCCACUUCCAGGAGUCGGUGUCGGAAAACGUGCCGCUGGGAUACUCGGUCCUGCGGGUGCAAGCGUACGACGCCGACGAGGGUAAGAACGCGCUCAUCAGGUACACCAUCGGCGCGCGCGAUUUCACCGGCGCCUCCACGGAGAACUUCCCCAUCACCGUGAACGCGGAGACCGGUUGGAUCUACACGACGAAGCAGUUGGAUCGUGAACUGUGCUCGAGGUAUUAA
Wasmannia auropunctata (little fire ant) is the source of this 1572-nucleotide messenger RNA. RefSeq names its product protocadherin-like wing polarity protein stan. Gene Ontology annotation, biological process: homophilic cell-cell adhesion. The record is from RefSeq and is a predicted model, not a curated record. The coding region runs from base 1 to 1572 and encodes 523 amino acids. Lineage: Eukaryota; Metazoa; Arthropoda; Insecta; Hymenoptera; Formicidae. Gene Ontology annotation, molecular function: calcium ion binding. Gene Ontology annotation, cellular component: plasma membrane. The transcript has 4 exons.